Loxodonta africana (African savanna elephant) is the source of this 14547-nucleotide messenger RNA. It is a transcript of the gene TFAM, whose product is annotated as transcription factor A, mitochondrial. The transcript is spliced from 7 exons. Gene Ontology annotation, biological process: regulation of transcription by RNA polymerase II; transcription initiation at mitochondrial promoter. The record is from RefSeq and is a predicted model, not a curated record. NCBI's taxonomy places the organism in Eukaryota, Metazoa, Chordata, Mammalia, Proboscidea, Elephantidae. The coding region runs from base 147 to 893 and encodes 248 amino acids. Gene Ontology annotation, molecular function: DNA binding, bending; transcription cis-regulatory region binding.
UUCCCAUAGUGCCUCGCGAGUGGCGGGCGUGUUAAUAAACUCAGGAGGUUCGCAAGGGUGCUGGGGUUGUCAUUGUUGGGGUUGUUUUAUCGUGCCCGGAGACUUUACGAGAUUGGAGCCGGGUCGCUGAGUUGUCCGCAGGUGCGAUGGCGCUUCUCCGGGGUGUGUGGGGCGUGCUGAGUGCCCUGGGCAAGUCCGGCGCGGAGCUGUGCUCGAGCUGUGGAAGUCGACUGCGCUUUCCCCUCAGUUUUGUGUGUGUACCGAGAUGGUUUUCAUCCACCUUGGGUAGUUACCCAAAGAAGCCUUUGAGUUCAUACCUUCGAUUUUCUACAGAACAACUACCCAUAUUUAAAGCUCAGAACCCAGAUGCGAAAAAUUCAGAACUAAUUAAAAAAAUCGCCCAGCUAUGGAGGGAUCUUCCUGAUUCAGAGAAAAAAGUAUAUGAAGAUGCUUACAGGGCAGACUGGCAGGCAUACAAAGAAGAGGUAAACAGAAUUCAAGAACAGCUAACUCCAAGUCAGAUUGUAUCUAUGGAAAAAGAAAUCAUGCAAAAACGUUUAAAAAGGAAAGCAUUAAUAAAAAAGAGAGAAUUAACAAUGCUUGGAAAACCGAAAAGACCUCGCACAGCUUAUAACAUUUUUAUAUCUGAAAGUUUCCAGGAAGCUAAGGAUGCUUCUUCACAGGCAAAGAUGAAGACUGUAAAUGAAAACUGGAAAAAUCUGUCUAGUUCUCAAAAGCAAGUAUAUAUUCAACUUGCUAAAGAUGAUAAAAUUCGUUAUGAUAAUGAAAUGAAAUUGUGGGAAGCGCAAAUGAUUGAAGUUGGAAGAAAUGAUCUUAUACGUCGCAAGAUGAAGCAGCGAACAAAAGAUGGCACUGGGAAUGUUAAAAUAUAAGAUUGAGUUAUGUUCAUCACGGAUAGGCUCAAGAAACCAAUUAAGUCUCAAUACUUGAAGCUGUUGUAAAAUUAGAAAGGAUAAAGUUGGCAAACAUUUUAUAUUCCUUUUUCUUUAAGCUCAUGGACUUUUGCUGAUGUAAUACAUCUUGUAUUAGUACCUUGUUUUGGAAAACCCAAACAAAUAAGUUCAUGCUAAAUUUAUUUUGUGUUUAGAAACUACUGAGGGUCACAAUAAUCCAUGCAAAUGCAGCAGUGAAUUGUUUACCUUUAUCAAGGUAUAUCAGACUGUGAACUUUUUUUUAUACUGGAUGAUGGCUAUGGCAAGAUUUGUCUUGCUUCAUUAUGUUAGGGAAGCAGGAGUUUGCUUUCAAAAAAACUGUCCUCAGUUAUAGAAGCCACAGUGUUUAUAAUGUAAUUGUGUAUUAAAAAAAAAAAAAAGCCAGAACCCAUCUAGGAAAAUUCUAAUUAUAAUUCAUGUUAUAUUCAGAGUUGAUGACUGUACAUGCAGGUGAUCUUUGGUCUCAGUUGCAACUUUUAUAAAAGGGAGUGAGAAAUUAAUUAUAAACUUUUUCUUCAUUGGUUUUUUCCUAAGUAAAACCUAAUUAUAUACCAAAUCUAUGCAUAUUAUUUUAUAUACAUAAAUAAAAUUAUGCAUAGAAUAAAAAUUUUAAUCUUUGUUUAAUUUUACAUGUCUCCAAAUUAUGUUUUAAAGUGAAACAUUUGUUUUACAGGUUCGUUCUUUUUUUUAACUAGGGAAUUUUUUUUUCUUUUUUUUCUCUCAUGUGAUUAUAUUUAUCCAUAGAGAGUAUGUCUGGUAUAAGUUUUAAAAUAAGAGAUUUAGAAAACAAAAAUCUCCAAAGUCUCUAGACCUUGAAGCUGUAAUUUCUAAACAUCUUGCAUAACAUAUAAAGGCCUGUAUAAGUGGAUGACCAAGUAUGGCCCAUGGACCAGAUGUCUGUGGGACAAAUGCAGCCCACUGCCUGCUUGUCAUGGCCUGUGAACUAAUAACUGGUGGCAUUUUUAAAUGGUUAAAAAAAGACUAUUUCAUGAUACAUGAAAAUUAAUAUGAAACUCAAAUUUCAGUGUCCAUAAAUAAAUACAGUUUUAUUAGAACACAGCCAUGUUCAUUCUUAUUGCCUAUGGCUGCUUUUGUGUUAUAACAACAGAGGUGCAUAGUUGCUAGAGAGACUUUGUAGCCCAUAGAGCCUAAAGUUUUUCUAUCUGGCUCUUUUACCUAAAACAUUUGCCAACCCAUGGUUUAUUGUAUGCUGUAAUGUGACUGAUGUGCCAUGUGUCGAUAUGUUGAGAAAUUUUUUCCAACUCUUUGAGAAGUUCUUUUUUUGGAAUCGUUGUCACUCUUUUCCUAAAAGGCAAAAGAUCAAGUCACUAAGCUAAACAAACUGGCUCCUUAGUAUUAGCAAGGAAAAUAAUCUUUAGUUUUAAGUUAUGUUGAUCUAUGUAGUGUGGAAUGAGAUUCUUUCAAAUUGUCUGCUAUGGCGCGGUCAAAUGUAUCUUAAGAAUUUUCCUGCUAGCACAUAUCACAAAAACCUUACUGUCUUUAGCAUUUGUUUAUCCUUUUAGAAGAGUCAGGUAGCGGUUUUCAAAAUUCAUGCCAUCUUUUUGAGCAGAGUAAUUAAUCUGUCAUCACAGGGAUAGGAUAACUCAAUGUGUAUGCAUUUGGUAUGUUAUGCAAAAUAUCUAGAAAUUGUAGAUUCUAGACCUUUAGAAACACUUGGAAGAUUUUUGUUGAUUGUGGAUAGAAAAGAAAAAAGUGGCAAAAGAUGACUUGUUAUACACUGAACUUGACAAAGGUAGUGACUGAAGAGAAAAAUUUAGCUUAAGUGGAAACAUAAGAUUAAAAUAUAUGAAGUUCAAUAUUUUCAAACAUCUUUGAAUAUAGGACAAAGUCUGCAAUUUGUAAAAUAGGUACCAUGGGUCUGAGGCCAGAGUAGUUGGAACUGAGUGGGAGAUGUGCUAGUGUCUGUCAUAGUUUUUCUCAAUUGGGUUUCCAGGAGAGAAUCCCUGGUUUCCUAUGGCUUCCAUUGUUUGUAAUGAAUUGACUUCUCUUCUGUGCAUCUAGAAUGCUUCUAAUUAUGUACCAUUCCCAGGAGAGUGAAAAUCAUCACUCAAAUCAUUUGCUGGGUUGUGUGCUUCAGAUGAACCCAGGGAGAAUAUAGGAGUCAGCAACUGUAAUGAAUAUUGCUGAUUGAGUGAGGUAGAGAAAUGAGUUCUAUAAACUCCUACAGGACAAAUGUGGUAUAAAAUUUCUGCUCUGAGGUUUUUUUAGAAUUUAACCACUUAACACAUUCAAAUCAGUCUUCUCAAAUACAUUGGCAAGUUCAGCAUCCAGAAAGUUCUAAAGUAUUUACAGAUAAAUAUAGGGAAAAAAAGAUAUGUAAAACAGAAGAGCCAGAGCAAAACCAUCCUAUGAUAAUAAUCAGAUUUUAUUUGGUUUUCUUUGUUCCUGAAAGAAUAUCAUUUUUAAUACGUUAAAGAAUAGGAUAAUCUAAUUCUAAAUCUUAAUAACUUCAGUACAUGUGAAAGACUGGCAUUGCCAUAUACCAAGUGCCAUCUGGUUGUAACAAUAUACAUAAAUUGUUAAAAGAAUAAUAGCACCAAUAACCAGUGGCCUUUCAUAUGAAGCUUUUUUAGACUUAAAUAGACCCAAGAAAGUAGUUGCUGUAGGAGCUAAAUGAGGGUGUUAGUGGGGAAGAUGCUGAGGAAAUGAAAGAAAACGGUUGAUGAGGUUAUGGUAAGUUCUGAGCAGACACGUUUAUCUUUUUGUUCAUUGGAGUGGCAAUGGUUUUUUUUUUCUGAAAUAAUUUGUUGGGAAGGGAGAGAGGAUUAUGUGUUUAUUUUGAUGUUUACUUAAAGGAUACUGUAUAUAAAUUUAGACUACUGUAAUCAUGUAACUUUGCAGUUGCUUUUGGCAAACUCCUUUUUUAUAAAUGCCAUUUUUUACAAGGUCGGUGUUUUUUUUUCUGUUUGCUCUGAAUGUGUAUAUUUAGAUUUCUCAAUUUCAAAAUUAAUUACUGUACUAUAUGUGGAUUUCAAGUAACUAGAAAAUUCUGUUGGUUUUGCUGACAUUUACUGUACCUAAAAUUUGUCUUCACCAGAGUGUGCUGAAGCAGCAGAAGGAAGUUUUUAUGUGCUUAGGUUAUACUAUUGAUUAGUUUCUCUUAAUUUUACCCAUCUUUACUAUAAGAAUAUUCUCUCCCUUUCAUCCCCUCACAGCUACUCUCCCUCCUUCUCUUCACAGCACAAAGCUAUCACAGACAAAUUUGGAAAUGUUAUUAGCACAGACUGUGUGUUUUGAAAUUUUAAAGCAAUAAUAUGUCUUUUUCAAUUGAACCUCUGGGAAGAAAAGAAAAUGAACUUAGUUACUACUUUGAAUUUGUAAAACUAUACAAAGCAAGUAUCAGUAUCAUUAGUCUACAUUGUUCACAAAUAAAAUACUUACAGUAAUUGAUUAAAUCACUUUUUAUAAAAUUGAUUAAAUCACUUUUUAUAAAAUUGAUUAUAUUUAAUGGAAAAUUUAUAAAAUACAACACCAUUCUGUAGUUCAUUUAAAAAAUAUUAGCUAAAGACCUAAAUAUCUAAAAUUGACCCUAAACAAGAAUUUUAAGUAAGCUAAAUAUUUUUAGAAAUCACCGUUACAUAAUUGUCUCUGAUUUAUACAUGUGAUGUACAAGAAAAUAUUUGAUUUAUCAUUUUAUACCUGUACUAAACUUAUUUAAAAUGCAGCUCAUUUUGUCUUUUUUCUCCCCCUAGUCAUACUUAAGAUGGGAGGAAUGGAAGGCAGUACAUAAUUUUGACAGUGACAUUUUACGGUGUUGUUAGGUGCCUUAUAGUCGGUUCUGACUCGUAGCGACCUUACAUGCAACAGAACAAAACACUGCCCAGUCCUGCACCAUCCUCACAGUCUUUCAAUGUUGCAGCCACUGUGUCAGUUCAUCUUGUUGAGAGUCUUCCUCCUUUUGCUGACCGUCUCCUUUACCAAGCAUAAUGUCAUUCUUCAGGGACUGGCCCCUCCUGAUAACAUGUCCAAAGUAUGUGAGAUGAAGUCUCACCAUCUGUGUUUCUGAAGGAGCAUUUUGGCUGUACUUCUUCCAGGACAGAUUUGUUUAUUCUUAUGGCAGUCCACGGUAAUGUAUAUUCAGUAUUACCCAACACCAUAAUUCAAAGAAGUCAAUUCUUUGGUCUUCCUUAUUCAUCGUCUAGCUUUCACAUGCAUAUGAGGUGAUUGAAAAUACCAUGGCUUGGGUCAGGUGCACCUUAGCCCUUAAAGUGACAUCCUUGCUUUUCAACACUUUAAAGAGGUCUUUGCAGCAGAUUUGCCCAGUGCAGUGUGUCGUUUGGUUUCUUGACUGCUGCUUCCAUGGAUGUUGGUUGUAGAUCCAAGUAAAAUGAAAACCUUGACAACUUCAAUCGUUUCUCCAUUUACCAUGAUGUUGAUUAUUGGUCCAGUUGUUGAGGAUUUUUGUGUUCUUUAUCUUGAGGCACAGUCCAUACUGAAGCUUGUAGUCUCUCAUAUUCAUCAGUAAGUGCUUCGAGUCCUCUUCACUUUCAGCAAACAGGGUUGUGUCAUCUGCAUAACGUAGGUUAAUGAGUCUUCCUCCAAUCCUGAUGCCUAGUUCUUCCUGUAGUCUAGCUUCUUGGAUUAUUUGCUCAACAUAUAGAUUGAAUAAGUAUGCUAACUGCACAUUAAAAAAGAGAGCUUUGUUUAUACUAAUUACUAAGGUUUUAACUGGAAAUUUGGUGCAUUGAAUGUUGGGUACGUUAAGUGAUGGGAGGUGAGGUCCAAAUUUAUUAAUCACUGAGGAAUUGUUGAAACAUUACGACCUUCCUUCUACUCAAUUCUGAAUGUUUUUCCCCCAUUCACAGCCAGAACUGGUGAGCUACACCUUCCUACCCCCACAGCGUGAUGGAAGCUCUACUCUGGUUGGUUGAGAAGAAGGCUUUCUCUCCCCAGAUCCCAUUGUAGGGCUGUGGUUUCUCCCUGGGCAAGGCAGGUGAUCAGCCUCUCAUAUAUCAUGCCUCUAGCUCCAUGUUGUUGUUGACCAGACCAUAAAAAUAGCUCCUUAGUUCGCCCUAAGAAGAUUGACUUUAGUUGCAAGAAAUUGUUGGAAAAUUCAAGCCUAGUACACUGAUGAAAUAAUGGAGAUCUUUGUGAUGGUGUUAGCUGUGGGUAGUUCACAGGUGCCCUUAAUCGGGCUGAGAAACUUCCCUUCUAUUUCAGUUCAUUGAGUGCAUCUAUCACCUAUCACGAAAGUGUGUUGUUUCUUGUAAAUUCUUUUUUUUUACAUCUAGGUGAUCAUGUGGUUUUUGUCCUUUAUUCUGUUGUUAAUGUGCUGUUACAAUUUAUUUUUAGAUAUUAAAUAAUCCUUGAAUUUCUGGGAUAAAUUCCACUUAAUAAUGGUUUAUUUUUUUAUGUUGCUGGAUUCAGUUUGCAGUUUCUGAGGAUUAUUGCAUUGAUAUCAUAAAUUUAUUCAUCUGUAGGUAUCUUGUUUUGUAAUGUCUUUGCUUUUGGUAUCAGGGUAAUACUGCCUCAGACUGAGUUGGGAAGUGCUUUCUCUUUUGUUUAUUAGAAGAGUUUGUGAAAGAUUGAUGUUAAUUCUUCUUUAAAUGUUUGGUAGAAUUAAGUUUUAAAAUUAUUAAUUCAGUCUCUUGUUAUACCUCUUUUUAGAUAUUCUGUAUCUUCUUGAGUCUGUUUUAGUAGUUUGUGUCUUUCUAGCAAUUUGCCUGUCUUAUCUAAACUUAUCUGAACUGUCCCACCACGUGUCUGUCAGUUUGUCGUACUGUGGGGGCUUGUGUGUUGCUGUGAUGCUGGAAGCUAUGCCACCAGUAUUCAGACACCAACAGGGUCACCCAUGGAGGACAGGUUUCAAACGAGCUUCCAGACUAAGACAGACUAGGAAGAAGGACCUGGCAGUCUACUUCUGAAAAGCAUUAGCCAGUGAAAACCUUAUGAGUAGCAGCGGAACAUUGUCUGAUAUAGUGCUGGAAGAUGAGACCCCCAGGUUGGGAGGCACUCAAAAGAUGACUGGGGAAGAGCUGCCUCCUCAAAGUAGAGUCGACCUUAAAGACGUGGAUGAAGUAAAGCUUUUGGGACCUUCAUUUGCUGAUGUGGCACUACUCAGAAUGAGAAGAAACAGCUGCAAACAUCCAUUAAUAAUUGGAACCUGGAAUGUACGAAGCAUGAAUCUAGGAAAAUUGGAAAUCGUCAAAAGUGAAAUGGAAAGCAUAAACAUCGAUAACUUAGGCAUUAGUGAGCUGAAAUGGACUAGUAUUGGCCAUUUUGAAUCAGACAAUCAUAUAGUCUACUAUGCUGGGAAUGACAACUCGAAGAGGAAUGGUGUUGCAUUCAUCGUCAAAAAGAAGGUUUUAAGAUCUAUCCUGAAGUACAACGCUGUCAGUGAUAGGAUAAUAUCCAUACGCCUACAAGGAAGACCAGUUAAUACAACUAUUAUUCAAAUUUAUGCACCAACCACUAAGGCCAAAGAUGAGAAAUUCGAGAUUUUUAUCAGCAGCUGCAGUCUGAAAUUGAUCGAACGUGCAAUCAAGAUGCAUUGAUGAUUACUGGUGAUUGGAAUGCAAAAGUUGGAAACGAAGAAGGAUCAGUAGUUGGAAACUAUGGCCUUGGUGAUAGAAACAAUGCUGGAGAUCGAAUGAUAGAAUUUUGCAAGACCAAUGACUUCUUCAUUGCAAAUACCUUCUUUCACCAACAUAAAUGGCGACUCUACACAUGGACCUCACCGGAUGGAACACACAGAAAUCAAACUGACUACAUCUGUGGAAAGAGACAAUGGAAAAGCUUAAUAUCAUCAGUCAGAGCAAGGCCAGGGGCCGACUGUGGAACAGACUAUCAAUUGCUCAUAUGCAAGUUCAAGUUGAAACUGAAGAAAAUCAGAGCAAGCCCACGAGAGCUAAAAUAUGACCAUGAGUAUAUCCCACCUGAAUUUAGAGACCAUCUGAAGAAUAGAUUUGACCCAUUGAACACUAGUGACCGCAGACCAACAAGUUGUGGAAUGACAUCAAGGACAUCAUCCACGAAGAAAGCAAGAGGUCACUGAAAAGACAGGAAAGAAAGAAAAGACCAAGAUGGAUGUCAGAGGAGACUCUGAAACUUGCUGUUGAGUGUCGAGCAGCUAAAGCAAAAGGAAGAAUUGAUGAAGUAAAAGAACUGAACAGAAGAUUUCAAAGGGCCUUGCGAGAAGACAAAGUAAAGUAUUAUAAUGACGUGCAAAGAGUUUGAGAUGGAAAACGAAAAAGGAAGAACACGCUCGGCAUUUCUCAAGCUGAAAGAACUGAAGAAAAAAUUCAAGCGUCAAGUUGCAAUAGUGAAGGAUUCCAUGGGAAAAAUAUUAAACGAUGUAGGAAGCAUCAAAAGAAGAUGGAAGGAAUACACAGAGUCAUUAUUCCAAAAAGAAUUAGUCGAUAUUCAACCAUUUCAAGAGGUGGCAUAUGAUCAGGAACCUAUGGUACUGAAGGGAGAAGUCCAAGCUGCUCUGAAGGCAUUGGCAAAAAACAAGGCUCCGGGAAUUGAUGGAAUAUCGAUUGAGAUGUUUCAACAAACAGAUGCAGUGCUGGAGGUGCUCACUUGUCUAUGCCAAGAAAUAUGGAAGACAGCUUGCUGGCCAACUGACUGAAAGAGAUCCUUAUUUAUGUCUAUUCCCAAGAAAGGUGAUCCAACCGAAUGUGGAAAUUAUAGAACAAUACCAUUAAUAUCACACGCAAGCAAAAUUCUGCUGAAGAUCAUUCAAAAAUGGCUGCAGCAGUAUAUCGACAGGGAACUGCCAGAAAUUCAGGCCAGUUUCAGAAGAGGACAUGGAACCAGGGAUAUCAUUGCUGAUGUCAGAUGGAUCCUGGCUGAAAGCAGAGAAUACCAGAAGGAUGUUUACCUGUGUUUUAUUGAUUAUGCAAAGGCAUUUGACUGUGUGGAUCAUAACAAACUAUGGAAAGCACUGCAAAGAAUGGGAAUUCCAGAACACUUAAUUGUUCUCAUGAGGAACCUUUAUAUAAAUCAAGAGGCAGUUGUUCGGACAGAACAAGGGGAUACUGAUUGGUUUAAAGUCAGGAAAUGUGUGCGUCAGGGUUGUAUUCUUUCACCAUACCUAUUUAAUCUGUAUGCUGAACAAAUAAUCCGAGAAGCUGGACUAUAUGAAGAAGAAUGGGAUAUCAAGAUUGGAGGAAGACUUAUUAACAACCUGCGUUAUGCAGAUGACACAACCUUGCUUGCUGAAAGUGAAGAGGACUUAAAGCACUUACUAAUGGAGAUCAAAGACCACAGCCUUCAAUAUGGAUUACACCUCAACAUAAAACAAAAAUCCUCAGAACCAGACCAGUGAGCAACAUCAUGAUAGAGAAAAGAUUGAAGUUGUGAAGGAUUUCAUUUUACUUGAAUCCACAAUCAACAGCCACGGAAGCAGCAGUCAAGAAAUCAAAAGACACAUUGCAUUGGGCAAAUCUGCUGCAAAGGACCUCUUCAAAGUGUUGAAGAGCAAGGAUGUCACCCUGAAGACUAAGGUGCACCUGACCCAAGCCAUGGUAUUUUCAAUCCCAUCAUAUGCAUGUGAAAGCUGGACAAUGAAUAAGGAAGACCGGAGAAGAGUUGACGUCUUUGAAUUGUGGUGUUGGCGAAGAAUAUUGAAUAUAUACCAUGGACUGCCAAAAGAACAAACAAAUCUGUCUUGGAAGAAAUGUGGCCAGAAUGCUCCUUAGAGGCAAGGAUGGUGAGACUGCGUCUUACAUACUUUGGACAUGUUGUCAGGAGGGAUCAGUCCCUGGAGAAAGACAUCAUGCUUGGCAGAGUACAGGGUCAGCGGAAAAGAGGAAGACCCUCAACAAGGUGGAUGGACACAGUGGCUGCAACGAUGAGCUCAAGCAUAACAACGAUUUUAAGGAUGGCGCAGGACCAGGCAGUGUUUCGUUCUGUUGUGCAGAGGGUUGCUAUGAGUCGGAACUGACUCGACGGCACCUAACAACAACAACAACAUCUAAACUCUCUAGUUUGUUGGUUGAUAGUGAUUGCCCUGUCUUUGAGUUCUGAUUCUACUAAUUCGAAUCUUUUUUUCUUGGUCAGUAUUAAUGGGGACAGACAGGUGAGACAUCAGUAAUGUGAGUGUGGAUAUAGGACCUAAGAUGUCAGUAUAGGCAGACGCUGGGUUGUAGUAUCCAUAAUCGGGUGUUCAGUUAGAAGUAAGUGUGCAGGAUUGAAUUGGAACCAGAUCAUAUUCCGGAACCAGGAGAGCAGAAUGAAGAAUUACAUCUGCCUGGAGUCUGAGAUUCAUCAAAACCAGUUUUUAAUCAAACUGAAGUUUGAGUAAGAAUCAUCUGCAAAACAUGUAAAAUGUAAAUCCCUGUGUGUCUCUCAGUAAGUCAAAAAGAACCCCAAGUGAUUCUGUUGCAAAUGGAAUAUUGACCACAAUUUGAAAAACACUGAUGUGUAACCAUCAAAAAGACCAAUUUAAUGAUCAACCAGCGAGCUCCUACCCCUCUGUUAAAUCUAGGAUAGGUCUUCAUGUAAGAACUGAGUGAGGUUAUCUGCUAGGAGUAGAACCAUACCAAGUCUCUGGGGAGUCUUGUCAUCCUCUAAAUCAGUGGUUCUCAACCUGGGAGUGGGGCGAGGUGGGCAGUUUUGCCCCUCAUGGCAUUUGGCAUUUGUCUUGAAACAUUUUUAAUUGUUACUACUGGGGGAUGCUACUGGCAUGUAGUGAUAGUGGCAUCUUUCUCAAGGAUGCUAUUAAACAUAAUACAAUAUGCAGGGUAGUCCCUACAACAAAGAAUUAUCCAGUCCAAAAUGUUGACCUUGCUGCUGUUGAGAAAACCUGCCCUAAGUCCUGUACUAACAUACAAUCUGAGAAUAAACAGAAGAGUAAUUGUUAGCAAUAUUCAAGAGACAUAGUUAAGGUAGUUCUAACUCAGUCUCUUUGGAGCUGCUACCAUUAGCAAUAUCCACAGCACCACCCAAAGAAAUACUAAAGUAUAUGGGGAGAAAAGAAUUAAGGGGAGGGCAUACAGUUGAGACAGCACAAUCCCAGGAGCUCCUCUGAAGUCUUUUCCAUGAAGACUAAUCCAUAAAGGCAGCUAUUUGCAUGGUUUUAGAGGUCCUUGUAGAAAGUGACCAGUAGGUCACAUUUUACAAAGUACUUGCACAUUUCUUAGCUUAUCCUUUGUCUUGGGAGAUAAACAGGCUGCAUUGUUUCCUGUGGCUGCUGUAAUAAAAUACCACAAACUUGGCAAUUUAAGAUGACAGAAGUUCUCUCAAUUCUGGAGCUAGAAGUUCAAAGUUAAGAUGCCUUCAGAGCCACACUCCCUGCAGAGGCACUAGAGGAGAAUAGUUUCUUGCCUUUUCCAGCUUCUGCAGCACUCCUUGGCUUGUGGUCACAUCUCUUUGCUCCACCUUUACGUCCCCUUCUCUCCGUAUGUGUCUCAAAACUUCCUCUGCCUUGAUUGCAUGUAGGCCCAAGGAUAACGCAGGAUAAACUACUCCACUUCAGAUCCUUAAUCACAUCUUUUGUCAUGUAAGGUAAUACUCUUUUGCCAUAUUGGGUAAUAUUCACAGGCCCUGGGGAUUAGGACAGGAACAUAUCCUACUGGGGACCAUCAUUCAGCUCAAUACAACAGGGCAACUCCUAUUUUACAGACUACUAUUUGUUAGGUCACAUGGUUAGUAAAUUGUGAAAUUUAGCUUAGAACUCAAAUCCUAGUUCCCUCUUUCAUCACUAAACUGAAUCAAAAGAAACAAGAAUGAAAAAAAAGGUAAGGCACCAAUAGAGAAUGAAGAAGAAACAAGGAAGCAGAAAAAUAAAAAUGUAGAUUUUAGACAGUAAGCAAAAAGAACUGUUGCUGUAAAAAAAGACCAACAUGAGCCCAGGGAAAAUUGCCAGUUAAUAAAUAAUUGAAUUACUCUCAUCUGUGGAUUUUAUUUGUCACCACACCUCCUGUGUGGUUUGGUGUUCCCGGCCUGGAACUACCUACAGCGGAGGUAAUUUCAUUUACUUAUAACAGCUGGCACGAUGUCUUGCAGAUAACAGCACUUCAGCAUUGGAAGUACGCAUCAGCAUACAUGUUUGUGCUAUAGUAGAUAUUCUAUAUCUAUAAGGCCUUGUUGAUUUGGUAUUUUUAUAAACCUUGCAGGUAGUUAAUUGCCAGAAGACUAACACUCCAAGAAAAUGGUAAACAACGCAGCUUUCAUUUUUUCUAGUCCUUGUCUAACACUCCACUGACAGAGACCACUAUCUUCUGGGAGCUUUAUAGAACAUUUUUAUUCUCGCCUACCCCAGACCAAUUAAAAUCAAUCUCUAAGCAUCCUCAAAUUUUUCUACUUUUCAAAUCCACAGUUUAAAAUUGAUAUGUAAAAUUUCAUAACUUUGAAAGAGUUGUAAAGGAUUAAAUUUCUAGUGUAUUGUAAAUAUUGACAUUUGAAAAGAAGUCACAUUCUUUAAAUGUAUCUCAUGGACUUUAAAUACUGUAGUGUAACAAACUAACAUUUGGAAAUUUGGAAAAUUUCUCAUUCUUUUCUAUUCCACUCCCUUCAUAGAAUUUUCUCCUAAUGUAAUACAUGCUUGAAGACCUUUUAUUUAUCACCUUAUCAUAAUUCCCUGGUUCAACAUUAUGUAUAUAAAUUGAGACUGAACUUUUAAAAUGCCCUGUGACCAUAUGCUUUAAGUAUUUAAAAUUUCUGGAUUGUAUGAUCAUUGUAAUUGCUAUUAGAAUACAAUUGAUCAAAACAACUUUAAGAUAUUCGGGGGGACAAAAAACAAAUUUCCAUCAAUGGAUGAAAGAAUGAACUAAAUACGUGUAUUCAUUUCAUACAAUGGAAGGCUCAAUGAAAGUAAAUGAACUAUUUAUCUUAGUAUAGAUGAAUCUCAAAAGCAUCCUGUUGAGUGAAAGAUAUAAAAGGCACAACACAUUGUAUGUACUAUACCCACCAUGUGUCUGUCAAUUUGUCAUACUGUGGUAGCUUGUGUGUUGCUGUUGUAGCAUGACUCAAAAUGAAAAGAAACAGCUGCAAACAUCCAUUAAUAAUUGGAACAUGGAAUGUACAAAGUAUGAACCUAGGAAAGUUGGAAGUUGUCAAAAAUGAAAUGGAAUGCAUGAACAUCGAUAUCCUAGGCAUUAAUGAGCUGAACUGGACUGGUAUGGGCCAUUUUGAAUCAGAUAAUCAUAUGGUCUACUAUGCUGGGAAUGACAUAUUGAUGAGGAGUGGCAUUGUGUUCAUCAUCAAAAAACAUUUCAAGAUCUAUCUUGAAGUACAAUGCUGUCAUUGAUAGGAUAAUAUCCAAACAUCUACAAGGAAGACCAGUUAAUAUAACUAUUACUCAAAUUUACGCACCAAAUACUAAGGCCAAAGAUGAAGAAAUUGAGUGUUUUUUACAAACUUAUGGAGUCUGAAAUGGGUCAAACAUGCAAUCAAGAUGCAUUGGUAAUUACUGGCAAUUGGAAUGCAAAAGUUGGAAACAAGAAGGGUUUGUAGUUGGAAAAUAAGGCUUUGGUGAUAAAAAUGAUGCUGGAGAUUGCAUGACAGAAUUUUGCAAGACGAACAAUUUCUUCAUUGCCACUGCCUUUUUUCAGCAACAUAAACGGUAUCUGUACAUGUGAACCUCACCAGAAGGAAUACACGGGAAUCAAAUUGACUACAUCUGUGGAAAGAGAAAAUGGAAAAUCUCAACAUCAUCAGUCAGAACAAGGCUAGGAGCAAGCUGUGGAACAGACCAUCCAUUGCUCAUAUCAAGUUGAAGCUGAAGAAAAUUAGAACAAGUCCAUGAGAGCCAAAGUAUGACCUUGAGUUUAUCCCACUGAAUUUAGAGACCAUCUCAAGAAUAGAUUUGAUGCAUUGAACAUUCAUGACCAAAGACCAGACGAGUUGUGGGAUGACAUCAAGGACAUCACACAUGAAGAAAGCAAGAGGUCAUUAAAAAGAUAGGAAAGAAAGAAAAGACCAAAAUGGAUGUCAGAAAAGACUCUAAAACUUGCUCUUGAACAUCGAGUAACUAAAGCAAAAGAAGAAAUGAUGAAGUAAAAGAGCCGAACAGAAGAUUUCAAAGGGCAGCCUGAGAAGACAAAGUAUUAUAAUGAAAUGUGCAAAGACUUGAAGAUAGAAAACCAAAAGGGAUGAACACGCUUACCUUUUCUCAAGCUGAAAAAGCUGAAGAAAAAUUCAGGCCUCAAGUUGCAUUAUUGAAGGAUUCUAUGGGGAAAAUAUUAAAGCAGGAAGCAUCAAAAGAAGAUGGCAGGAAUACACAAAGUCACUACCUAAAAGAAUUGGUCGACAUUCAGCCAUUUCAGGAGGUAGCAUAUGAUCAAGAGCUGAUGGUACUGAAGAAAGAAGUCCAAGCUGCACUGAAGGCAUUGGUAAAAAACAGGGAUCCAGGAAUUAAUACCAAUUGAGAUGUUUCAAUCAAUGGAUGCAGCACUGGAGGUACUUACUCAUCUAUGCUAAGAAAUUUGGAAGACAGUUACCUGGCUUGCUGACUGGAAGAGAUCCAUAUUUGUGCCCAUCCCCCAAAAACGUGAUCCAACAGAAUGGGAAAUUAUCAAAAAAUAUUAAUAUUACACAGAAAUAAAAUUUUGCUGAAGAUAAUGCAAAAAUGAUUCCAGCAGUACAUAGACAGGGAACUGCCAGAAAUUCAAUCCAGGUUCAGAAGAGG